AUCUGCACGUGGCAGUAGCAGUGGAAUGCUGCAGUACCUUCAGUCUUGGUUUCCUGGUUGGGGAGGCUGGUAUGGAUAUGCGCAGCAAACAUGUGAAGGUGAAGCUUUUGAAGGACUGUUGCCAGAACAACAGGAACAGUGGAAUCCGGAAGACAUACUAGGAGCAGAUGAUUUUUUGAUCCUGCUGCAGAUGCCUCUAGCAUGAAUACAUUUACAAAAAGAGAUCAUGUUUUUGCUAAAUUAAAUCUACAGUUGCAAGGUGGCUCUUUUACUCUGUUGCACAAGAAGAAGAAAGUGGUGCAUAUUGAGGAGAGUGCUUUUAUGCAGCUGGAGUUUUCAGGUGUAAAGAUCUUAGCAGAAUCUCUUCCUCGACGAAAUUCUUCCCUUCUAAAAAUUCAGCUUGGUGGUCUUUUUCUGAGGGAUUUGGCAACAGAAGGGACCAUAUUUCCUGUUCUUGUUUUCCCUAAUCCACAAAAAGAGGUUGGCUGCGUAUCUUCCUUUGGACUACAGAAUUUGUCUUCAGAAAUGACUAAUCAGAACAUUGUUGCAGAUCCUGAUGCUCCAGUGUUUGAGAUGCUUUAUGAAAGAAAUCCAAUCCACAGCAAUUUUGAGAGGCGCCUGGAAGUCAGUACCAGACCUCUAAAUAUUAUUUACAACCCACAAGCCAUUAAGAAAGUAGCUGACUUCUUCUACAAGGGAAGGGUUCAUACCUCAGGUUUUGGGUACCAGUCUGAGUUAGAGGCAAAAGUGGCUGAAGCUGCCAGAAGACAGUACAACAAGCUGAAAAUGCAGACAAAAGCUGAAAUCAGGCAAACUAUCGAUCGUUUACUAGUGGGAGACUUCAUUGAAAACAGCAAAAGCUGGACAGUGUGCCUUGAUAUUUCUGCCCCUCAGGUGAUCUUUCCUGAUGAUUUCAAAUUUGUGGAUCCAGUGUUAGUUGUUAUAGAUCUGGGAAGAAUAUUACUUACCAAUUCUCAAGACGAAUCUAAAAGGAAUGCGGAUACUUUUUCAUCAGAAUUCAAUGAACUAAGUGAUGAAGAAUAUAAAACGCCUCUUGCAACUCCUCCCAAUACUCCGCCGCCAGAAUCUAGCACCAACAGUGGUAUCAAAAUGUCUGAAUUUACUGGUGUAGAAAUAAGUGAAGAGCAACUACAAGCACACUUAAUGAGUAAAAAAAUGUAUGAGAGAUACACACUUUCGUUUAUGGACCUUCAGAUCAUGGUGGGCCGAGUGAAAGACAACUGGAAGCAUGUUCAAGAUAGUGAUGUGGGUCCAACACACGUGGUAGAAAAAUUCAAUGUUCAUCUGCAAUUGGAACGUAGAUUGAUAUACACAUCUGACCCAAAAUACCCAGGAGCAGUCUUGUCUGGUAGUCUACCAGACUUGAAAAUUCAUAUCAAUGAAGACAAAAUAUCAGCUUUGAAGAACUGGUGUACACAGCUGAGUGCAUCUGAAGCUAAGUCUUCAGAUGGCCUACAUUUAGGAAAAGACAAGAUUUUUUCAGAGGUAGACCAGCUUGGCAGUUUGCAUGAUUCUGUAAUGAAUCUAACACAGAGUGUUGUAAUGCUAGAGCAACAUACCAGGGAAGUUCUUGUUGAAUCUCAGCUGCUUUUGGCUGAAUUCAAAGUAAACUGUAUGCAGCUGGGUGUUGAAAGUAAUGGACGAUAUAUUUCUGUACUCAAGGUUUUUGGCACCAAUGCCCAUUUUGUGAAAAGGCCUUACGAUGCAGAAGUGUCCCUGACUGUUCAUGGCCUGUUACUUGUUGAUACUAUGCAAACAUAUGGAACAGAUUUUGAUCUCUUGAUGGCUUCUCAUAAGAAUCUGAGUUUUGAUGUGCCAACGGGGAGUCUUAGAGACAGCAGGGCUCAGUCACCAGUUUAUGGACCAUGUGAUGCACAUCCCAUUGAUGCAGCUAGUCUGACAGAGAGAUGCACUGCAGCAUCAAACACUUCAUCUGGUAACAAUGGGAAAGAUCAAGAGUCCCUGAUAAAAUUAGAGUAUCAGUUUGUGAGUGCAGAAUGCCCAUCGAUGAAUUUGGAUAGCAGUCUGCAGGUAAUCUCUCUACAGGUCAACAACCUGGAUAUCAUCCUUAAUCCAGAGACUAUUGUUGAACUCAUCGGUUUUCUCCAGAAAUCUUUCCCAAAGGAGAAAGAAGAUUCUAGUCCUCAGCCUUUAAUGGCAGAUUUGGAAAGAGAUUGGAGGGAGCAGGAAACCUUUCAGUCUACUUACGUGCAGAAUACAGAGGUAGCAGUUGAUAUUCACUGGCUGAAUAUACUCCUUCUCAGGACAGUUGGCAUGACAAAUGGAGAAAAAUAUGGCAGAAAAAUUGCUACAGCCAGUAUUGGUGGCACCAAAGUCAAUGUUUCCAUGUGUAAUAAAUUUGAUGUGAAUGGCUCUCUUGGAUGUCUUCACCUUAUGGAUUUAACCCAAGACAGCAUUAAGAACCAGUAUGUUGUCAGCAUAGGGAAUACAGUAAGGUAUGAGAAUCUCAUUGGUGAUGUAGAUUACCUUGAAUCAUUGUUCUUUAGACUUGAUGAUGGAAGUAGCCUUCCAGAUGCUUUAAGUUUCACUUUGACAGAAAAAUCAAAAGAGGAAUGCUCUCUCAAUCUCAAAAUGGCCUCCUUACACUACAACCACUCAGCUAAAUUUCUGAAAGAACUAACUUUGUCAAUGGAUGAAUUGGAAGAGAAUUUCCGCAGCAUGCUGAAAAGUGCAGCUUCCAAAGUUACUACGGUCUUGGCAACUAAAACUGCCGAAUACAGUGAAAUGGUUUCUUUGUUUGAUACAACACCAAGAUCAAGAGAUGUUGCCAGCUUAGAAGAUACUGAUGGCUAUGCAUUUGGAUCACCACCUCUCAAAAGUGAAACUAUUAAGCUUAUACUAAAUGUAAACAUUGAAUCACCAAUUGUCUCAAUACCUCGAAAGCCUGGUAGCCAUGAACUGCUUGUAGGCCAUCUAGGACAAAUAUGCAUUCAGAAUUUUGUACCAGGAGAAGAUGAGUCUACAAGUGAUAGACUGCAAGUUGAAAUUAAAGAUAUUAAAAUGUAUUCUUUAAAUAGCAGUCAGUUUAUGAGCAAGAAGGAGUCUACAAGUGAGAUACCUCAUGGGCUACAUUCUUCAGGUCCUGCCAGUAUUAAUAGCCAGGAAGAAUCCCAUUUUACUCGUCAUGACUUCUUUGAAUCGUUACAUAAAGGCCAUGCUUUCCACAUUCUGAAUAACACCACCAUCCAGUUUAAAUUGGAGAAGAUACCUUUAGGGAGGGAUCUGGAUGUAACGUUCCUGCUGAACAAUGAAGACUUUGGAAUAUCAAGCAUUAUGAAGAUUGAAGGAAAAUUCGUGAACCCUCUUCAGGUCGUGUUAGCAAAACAUGUGUAUGAACAAGUCCUGCAAACUCUGGAUAAUUUAAUUUACAGUGAAGACUUGAACAAAUUUCCAACUGCUACUGUAUUUUCAACUUGUCAGACUUCUCCUUCAGCAUCAGUUCAUAGUACAGGCACAGAAUUCUCAAGUGAAUGGAAGGAUAAUGGCUUAUUCAGCCAUUCUAGUUUUUCUUCUGUUACGAACAAGUCGUUGGCUAUUAGGGAAACAAAAUCUUUUACUCAAAUUCAAGCAAACUUCCAUAUCUCAGAGCUCCAGGUUCAGUUAAGUGGUGAUCUUACACUUGGUGCACAAGGUCUUGUCAGCCUUAAAUUUCAGGAUUUUGAUGUUGAGUUUGCUAAAGAUCAUCCGCAGACUUUGUCUGUUCAGAUUGCCUUGCGUUCUCUACUCAUGGAAGAUCUUCUGGAAAAAAAAACAGACUCUAUGUAUAAGAACCUUAUGGUGUCCCGUGGAGCACCCAAACCAUCCAGUUUAGCACACAAGGAGUAUCUUUCACAGUCUUGUCCCUCAGUAUCCAAUGUAGAAUAUCCCGAUAUGCCACGUUCCCUACCAUCUCAUAUGGAGGAAGCGACUAAUGUCUUUCAGCUGUACCAAAGACCAGUUUGUGCCUCGCGUAAGAAGCAGAAAGAAGAUACUGAUUCCGAGUAUCCUCUGACUCCACCUCCUUCUCCAACAGCAGAUAGAUCCAAGUUGCCUUGUGGAAAAAGCCACUUCGAUGAUUCGUUGGUUCACAUCAAUAUAUUUCUGGUGGAUAGGAAACAUCCUGAAUUUUCUUCUCGCUAUAACAAAAUUAACCGUAGUAUAGACGUUGAUUUUAAUUGUCUUGAUGUCUUAAUAACUUUGCAAACCUGGGUGGUGAUACUGGAUUUCUUUGGGAUUGGAUCCACUGCUGAUAAUCAUGCUAUGAAGCUACAGCCUGAAGAUACUCAGCAGACAACUAAAUCAGAAGUAAAUACCUCAUCAGUUUCUCAAGUCCAAGAGCCUGUAAACACUAAACUGGAUCUGAAGGUCCAUUCUUUAUCUUUAGUACUGAAUAAGACAACUAGCGAGCUUGCUAAAGCCAGUGUGUCAAAACUUGCAGCUCACUUGGAGGUAAUUGAUGGAGAUCUAGCCCUGCAGGGAAGUAUUGGAAGUCUGUCCUUAAGUGAUCUUACAACUCAUGGAGAAUUUUACAGAGAGCGUUUCACUACAAGUGGUGAAGAGGCACUCAUUUUUCAAAUCUAUAAAUAUGGGCGGCCAGACCCGUUGCUGCAGAGGGAAUGUGAUAUUCGUGUCACUCUGCGAAUGGCAUCUGUUCAGUAUGUGCAUACCCAGCGCUUCCAGGCAGAGGUGGUAUCUUUCAUCCAGCAUUUUACUCAACUUCAGGAUGUGCUGGGGCGGCAAAGAGCAGCAGUUGAAGGACAAACAGUAAGAGAUAAAGCGCAGCGAGCUUCCCGAGUUCUUCUUGAUAUUGAGGCUGGUGCUCCUGUUCUGCUUAUACCUGAAAGCUCAAAGUCUAAUAGUCUUAUUGUAGCUAAUCUUGGAAAACUGAAAGUCAAGAAUAAAUUUCUGUUUGCGGGUAUGCCAGGUACUUUCUCAUUAAAGAACAAGCAGGAUUCAUUUCAAUUUUCAUCUCCUUUGGGAACCCCAAAACACAGCAUGAAGAAAACAAGUGCAGAUGAAUCAAAAGUAGUGACGGAAGGGUUGUUCAUGAAAAAGUCAUCAGGAGCAAAUGUUUCUAGGCUGAAGAGUGAGCCUAUGCUGAGUGCAUUGAGUAAGCAACAAGGGCAACAAUCAAAAUUACCUGUUGUACCAAACCCUGACAGCCCAGAGGAUCACAUCUGCCUCUUAGACUGCAUUGUGGUUGAUCUGCAGGACAUGGACAUAUUUGCUGCGGAGAGAUAUCCGAGAGAGUAUUCUAAGGCCGUGGAAGAUACAAGUGCAGACUUGAGCUUUCCAUCAUACUUUGUGAGGCAGACAGGAGGAAGCCUAUUAAAAGAACCUUUCAGACUGAAGCUACAAGUAGAGAGAAACUUAGACAAAGAGCUAAGUCAUGCAGUUGCAGACAUAUUGAUACACGGCAAUCUCUCAUCAGUCCAUUGUUCUCUGGAUUUGCCUAAGUACAAACUGAUACGUGGAUUGCUGGAGAACAACCUUGGGGAGCCUAUAGAAGAGUUCAUGCGACCUUACGAUUUGCAGGAUCCAAGAAUUCAUACAGUUUUGAGUGGAGAAGUAUAUACUUCUAUGUCUUUCCUCAUUGACAUGGUUAAUGUGAGUCUGGAACUGAUGGAUCCAAAAGGAAAAGAUGGAUGCAGCUCUUUAGCCAGGUUUGAUUUUAAGAAAUCUAAGUUACUUUUUGAAAGCUCUUCGAAUAGAACUAAGUCUGUAAACUUAGUUUCCCAUUCCAUGAUGGCAUUUGACACACGUUAUGCUGGACAGAAGUCUACUGCAGGCACACCCAAUGUGUUCAAUUGCAUCUUUCAGUCAUCAAAGAAUACUAGUAGUCCGGGAGCAAUCCAGAUUGAAUUGCAUUACAGGUCUACGAAGGAUUCCUCUAGUUUUACAGUUGUACUGAACAAUCUUCGUGUAUUUCUAAUAUUUGACUGGUUGUUACUUGUUCACGACUUUUUAUAUACUCCUGGAGAUACCAAAAAACGGGAAAAUCUCCUUUCUUCCCGGCAACGCACUUACAGCAGUGAAACAACUGUAGUUCCAAAAACAGUGAAAAGCGGAGUAGUUACAAAACGUUCAUCACUGCAUGUGUCUACAGAAAAACAACUGGAAGUUAAGGUUAAUGUGACAGGAACGGAAUUUGUGGUUGUUGAAGACAUGUCUUGUUUUGAUACCAAUGCAAUUAUUUUGAAGGGAACUACUGUUCUCACUUACAAGCCCAAGUUGUUAGAUCGUCCUUUCUCUGGAAGUUUGUUUGGCAUUGAGGUUUUUUCGUGCCGUUUAGGAAAUGAACAAGAGACUGCACUGUCAAUUAUUGAUCCAGUACAAAUUCAGGUGGAACUUGUUGGGAAUCCUUCCUACCCAAGUGGUUCAGGACUGUUGGAUGCUUUCAACAGUGAGGAUUUUCCUCCUAUUCUGGAGGUCCAGUUGCAAGCACUGGAUAUCAGACUGUCCUACAAUGAUGUUCGACUGUUCUUGGCAAUUGCUAAAUCAAUUCCUCAACAGACUAGUGCAGCUGUGCCUGACUCAACUAUAUCGACUGCUGAAAGUACGACUAACACUAGUUCAUCACUGGUGAAUGAAACUUCUUGCUUCACAAAUGAAAAUAGAGAGAUACCCAAACGUGUUUUGGAUCCUGUUCUUGAGGUACAGCUGGCUCGCCUUCAGGAAUUGGGAUUCAGUAUGGAGGAUUGUCGUAAAGCUCUUCUGAUUUGCCAAGGUGACUUGAAAAAAGCAGCAAGUUGGUUAUUUAAGAAUGCUGAACCUCUGCAGUCACUUUCCCUGACUUCCUCUGGCCGAGAUAGCCGGGGGAUUGUGCCUUUUCAGUUCAUCUCUGGAGUGGAAAUAAAAGCAGAAAAUAUAUGUAUUUGCUUUAUUGAUGACUGCAUGGACUGUGAUGUUCCUCUUGCUGAGUUAACGUUUUCACGUUUGAAUUUUCUCCAACAUUUGAGAGCCAACCCUGAAGGCUAUGCUCAUUUUACCCUCUCCGGAGACUAUUAUAACCGUGAGCUUUCAGGCUGGGAACCAUUUAUUGAGCCGUGGCCAUGCUCAGUUUCCUGGCAACAGUAUGCUUCAAGCCGCCUCCACCCUUCCCGACUGAAGCUGGAAAUUAAGGCUAGACACCGUUUGGAUAUAAACAUUACCUCUGUUUUCAUAGAACAGUACACAAGUACCAAACAGUCAUGGAUGGAAGAUUACUGUAAACAGGACAAAGAAGUAAAUGCCAUCAGUUCAGAAGAUUGGAUGGGCUCUUCAGUGGAUUCACCAUGUUUUGGGCAGAGCCUUCCUCUUGUCUACCUUAGAACUAGGAGUACAGCCAGUUUGACUAAUCUAGAGCAUCAAAUCUAUGCUAGAGCUGAGGUGAAGACCCCAAAACGUAGACAGCCGUUUGUCCCAUUUGCUCUGAGAAAUCAUACUGGAUGCACUCUGUGGUUUGCUACCCUAACUACAACACCUACCCGGGCUGCAUUGUCUCACAGUGGGAGUCCAGGUGUUGUUCCUGAGGAAAAUGGGACAUUACUGGAUGAUGCCCAUAAUGUCAGUGAGUGGCAAGAAGUUAUCACGGGGGAAGAAAUUCCAUUUGAAUUUGAAGCCAGAGGGAAACUCAGACACAGGCACACACACGACCUGAGAAUUCAUCAGUUGCAAGUGAGAGUAAAUGGCUGGGAAGAAGUCAGUCCAGUGUCUGUAGACAAGGUUGGAACCUUUUUCCGAUACGCUGCACCAGACAAGAACUCAUCUUCUUCUACUGUUGGAAGCCCAAUAAAUAGAACAAAUAUAAUACAUCCACAAGUUUAUUUUUCUUCAUUGCCUCCAGUUCGUGUGGUAUUUGAAGUAACCAUGGAAGGUAGCGCUCGGAAAGUGAUAACGGUGCGCUCAGCCUUGAUUGUGAAGAACAAGCUGGAAACACCGAUGGAACUAAGACUAGAUAGUCCUUCUGCUCCUGACAAACCUGUAGUUCUUCCAGCGGUUAUGCCAGGAGAUUCCUUUGCUAUUCCACUCCAUCUUACAUCUUGGCGCUUACAAGCCAGGCCAAAAGGACUGGGAGUCUUUUUCUGUAAGGCUCCAAUUCAUUGGACGAAUGUUCAGAAGACAGCAGAAGUAUGUAGCAGCAAGCGAGAGUGUCAUUCAAUGGAGUCUGAAAAUAGCCGAUUUUUCAGGUUUUGUGUGGCGAUAAAGAAAGAAAAUUACCCCGAUUACAUGCCCUCCCACAUAUUUUCUGACAGUGCUAAACAGAUUUUCAGGCAGCCUGGGCAUACUAUUUAUCUCUUGCCAACUGUGGUAAUCUGUAACUUGCUGCCUUGUGAACUUGAGUUUUAUGUUAAAGGGAUGCCAAUUAAUGGGACACUUAAACCUGGCAAGGAGGCAGCAUUGCACACAGCUGAUACAUCUCAGAACAUUGAGCUUGGGGUAUUGCUAGAAAACUUUCCAAUCUGUAAAGAACUAUUGAUUCCUCCUGGGACACAAAACUAUAUGGUGCGGAUGCGAUUGUAUGAUGUCAACAAACGGCUGCUAAAUUUGACCAUAAGGAUUGUAUGUCUUGCUGAAGGUUCUCUAAAAAUAUUCAUUUCAGCACCAUAUUGGUUAAUCAAUAAAACAGGCUUACCACUUAUCUUCAGACAAGAUAAUGCAAAAACAGAUGCUGCAGGUCAGUUUGAAGAGCAUGAACUUGCUAGAAGUCUCAGCCCGCUUCUGUUCUGUUACGCUGAUAAAGAACAGCCAAACUUUUGUACAAUGCGGGUUGGAAAAGGGAUCCAUCCUGAAGGUAUGCCUGGCUGGUGCCAGGGUUUCUCUUUGGAUGGCGGUAGUGGUGUCAGAGCCCUUAAAGUGAUCCAACAUGGAAACCGACCAGGCCUCAUUUACAACAUUGGUAUUGAUGUGAAAAAAGGCAGAGGUCGUUAUAUUGAUACAUGCAUGGUAACAUUUGCACCCCGUUACCUGCUAGAUAAUAAAUCAACCUAUAAGCUUGCCUUUGUUCAGCGGGAAUUUGCCAGAGGCCAGGGAACAUCCAAUCCUGAUGGCUAUCUCUCCACACUUCCUGGUUCCAGCGUUGUGUUCCACUGGCCACGUAACGAUUAUGAUCAACUCUUAUGUGUGAGAUUAAUGGAUGUCCCAAACUGCAUUUGGUCUGGAGGAUUUGAGGUCAACAAAAAUAACUCAUUCCAUAUUAAUAUGAGGGACACCCUGGGAAAAUGCUACUUCUUAAGAGUAGAAAUUACUCUUCAAGGAGCCACAUAUCACAUUGCAUUCAGUGACACAGAUCAGUUACCACCACCUUUUCGCAUAGACAAUUUUUCCAAGGUCCCAAUUGUUUUUAAUCAGCAUGGUGUUGUCGAGCCAAGACUAUACACUGAAGUGAAGCCUAUGACCUCUCUAGAUUAUGCCUGGGAUGAGCCUGUUCUACCACCUUUUAUAAUGCUGACAGUUAAAGGGGCUGGCUCCUCAGAAAUUGUCUGUAGCAUGAAUGACUUCCAAGAUAGCAAACAGCUUUAUUAUGAAAACUUCAUUUAUAUUGCUGCUGCGUACACUUUCUCAGGUUUACAGGAGGCAAGCGUAAGGCCAGUUGCUUCAAACAGGGAUGCUGCAUAUGCAGAGCUUGUCCUUGAUGUUUCUCCAAAGACGCAGCGAGUUAUACUGAAAAAGAAGGAGCCAGGAAAGCGAUCCCAGCUUUGGAGAAUGACUGGCACGGGAAUGCUUUGCCAUGAAGGUUCAUCAGUUCCUCAUAACCCCCAUAAACCUUCUCCUAGGUCUGUGGAGUCUUGUAUGAUUUUAGAUAUUGCAGGUCUGGCAGCUGUCACAGAUAACAGGUAUGAGCCACUGAUGCUGAGAAAGCCUGAUCGACGGCGCAGUACCACCCAGACAUGGAGCUUUCGUGAUGGAAAGUUGACCUGUGGUAUUCAUGGACUUGUUGUCCAGGCAAAGGGAGGAGUAUCAGGUCUUUACGAUGGAGCAGAAGUUGUUCUUGGUCCUGACACUUCUCUUGAACUUUUGGAGCCAGUUCCACCUGAACAGCAGUUCAUAAACCAGAAGAUGAGGCCUGGCUCGGGAGUACUAGCUGUUAGAGUCAUCCCAGAUGGGCCAACUCGAGUUCUCCAGAUAACAGAUUUUAACCAACGUAGAAAUGAUCGUUUAUCUGGUGAAGGAGAUGAAUUUCCAGUUAUGGAACAAGAUCUACGCAAGUUAAAAAAUCCAAAUAUGGAGCAGGAAUUAGAAGUGCUUGUGAGACUGGAAGGUGGAAUAGGAUUGUCUUUAGUCAACAAAGUCCCUGAAGAGCUGAUAUUUGCAAGCCUCACAAGAAUUAAUGUCCACUACACACAACUGUCAACAAGUCAGGUGCUAGAGCUCAGUGUGCAAGAUGUACAGGUGGACAACCAGCUUAUUGGCACCACACGGCCUUUCAUGCUCUUUCUGACGCCUAGGAUGAGUGAGAAUGAGCCUGUGGAGACUGGUCCUGCAGUGCAAGUAAAUGCAAUGAAAUUUCCCAGUAAGAAUGCGAUGACUGAUAUAUACAAGCAUCUGAUGAUCACUGCUCGGAAGUUCACAGUUCAAAUUGAGGAGAAACUGCUUCUGAAGCUGCUGAGUUUCUUUGGCUAUGCUCAGUCUGAAUCAGAGGUUGAAAAGUAUGAUGAAAACCUCCAUGAAAAGGUUGCUGAAAAAACUGGAGGACAAAAGCGAUACUACUUUGAAAAUCUCAAAAUAAGCGUGCCUCAAAUAAAGUUGAGCGUCUUCACUUCUAAUAAGCUACCUUUGGAUCUCAAGGCAUUGAAGAGCACACUGGGAUUUCCUCUAAUCAGAUUUGAAGAUGCUGUGAUUAAUCUGGAUCCUUUCACUAGGGUCCAUCCAUAUGAAACUCGGGAGUUUAUCAUUAAUGACAUUCUGAAACACUUUCAAGAGGAGCUGCUCAGUCAGGCAGCAAGGAUUCUGGGUUCUGUGGAUUUCCUUGGCAACCCAAUGGGUCUACUGAAUGAUGUUUCAGAAGGUGUUACUGGACUUAUAAAAUAUGGCAAUGUUGGUGGUCUCAUCAGAAACGUCACGCAUGGAGUAUCAAAUUCAGCUGCAAAGUUUGCUGGGACCUUGUCAGAUGGUUUGGGUAAGACAAUGGAUAACAGACACCAAACCGAACGAGAAUACAUUCGAUACCACGCUGCAACCAGUGGAGAGCAUCUUGUAGCUGGAAUCCAUGGACUUGCACAUGGUAUCAUUGGAGGAUUGACAAGUGUAAUAACUUCAACAGUUGAAGGUGUGAAAACCGAAGGUGGUGUCAGUGGUUUCAUAUCAGGCCUUGGGAAAGGCCUGGUUGGCACAGUAACCAAACCUGUGGCUGGAGCUCUGGAUUUCGCAUCAGAAACUGCACAGGCAGUGAGGGACACCGCCACUCUGAGUGGCCCCAGGACACAAGCGGAGAGAGUGAGAAAGCCACGCUGCUGCAGAGGACCCCAAGGGCUCUUGCCCCGCUAUUUAGAAAGUCAAGCGGAAGGACAAGAACAGCUGUUCAAACUGACCGACAACAUCCAAGAUGAGUUCUUCAUAGCAGUGGAGAACAUAGAGAAGUAUUGUGUUCUCAUUUCAUCUAAGGCUGUUUAUUUCCUCAAGAGUCGUGACUACACAGACCGUGAGGCCAUCUUCCUAGAAGUCAAGUAUGAUGAUCUCUACCACUGUCUUGUUUCAAAAGAUCAUGGAAAGGUGUAUGUACAGUUGACGAAGAAAGCUGUUAAUACAAGUAGUGGUGUAGCAAUUCCAGGUCCAUCCCAACAAAAACCAAUGGUCCAUGUGAAAUCUGAAGUUCUUGCCGUAAAGCUCUGUCAAGAAAUAAACUAUGCAAAGAGCCUAUAUUAUGAACAACAGCUUAUGUUAAGACUCAGUGAAAAUCAAGAACAAUUAGAGCUGGACUCUUGAAACAUCUUCCUUACUGACAGAGUGAAUUGCAAGAAUCAGUCUGGAGCUGAUGGUAUUCUGUAACUAGAGAAAAUACUAUAUGGGAAGGAAAUAAAUAUGAUUUUAGUAUUUAACUAUAUGGAAUCAUUGUGAGUAAGAAAAUAAGUGUGGUGGGCUUUGUUUUGUUUUUAAAGCAUUAGUUGUAUAACUAAGAUACAGCUGAAAUGCAUCUGGUUCUGGGAGAAGCCUGUAUUUUGCUAACAUGUAUAUAUGUAAAAGUGUUUCUUGUAAAUAAGAGGGUACAGACCAGGGUGUUGGUAUAAAUAGAAGUCUGUUUACUGUGUAAAGAAAUUAAAGGAUCUAUACUGAGUCUUACUGCAGUACCUGAAACCACCUGUUCUCUCUCUCUCUCUCUCUCUGCUUUUCACAGUUCAGGAAUAUAGGCAAGAGUU
Cygnus olor (mute swan) is the source of this 12356-nucleotide messenger RNA. It is a transcript of the gene VPS13D, whose product is annotated as vacuolar protein sorting 13 homolog D. The transcript is spliced from 59 exons. The record is from RefSeq and is a predicted model, not a curated record. Gene Ontology annotation, molecular function: protein binding. Gene Ontology annotation, cellular component: extrinsic component of membrane. Bases 202 to 11925 code for a protein of 3907 amino acids. Gene Ontology annotation, biological process: mitochondrion organization; protein retention in Golgi apparatus; protein targeting to vacuole. NCBI's taxonomy places the organism in Eukaryota, Metazoa, Chordata, Aves, Anseriformes, Anatidae.